CAGUUCACUUCCGGUCUGGGCCUUUCGAAGAUGGAGACUAUCCUGGAACAGCAGCGACGCUACCAUGAGGAGAAGGAGCGUCUUAUGGACGUUAUGUCAAGGGAACUGAUGAUUAAAAAGACAACGCUAAGGGACCAAAUAAACUCAGAUCACAGAGCCAGAGCAAUGCAAGAUCGAUACAUGGAUGUAAGUGGAAAUCUAAUCGAUUCAUAUGAAGAUAAAGACGGUUUAAGAAGAGAAGAACUGAAUUCUAUUUCUGGGCCCAAUGAUUUUGGAGAAUUCUACAACAGACUAAAGAUGAUAAAAGAAUUUCAUCGGAAGCAUCCAAAUGAGAUUUGUGUCCCCAUGUCAGUUGAAUUUGAUGAACUCUUAAAAACCAGAGAAAAUCCAAGUGAGGAAGCACAGAAUUUGGUAGAAUUCACAGAUGAAGAAGGAUAUGGUCGUUAUUUGGAUCUGCAUGAUUGUUAUCUGAAGUACAUUAAUCUAAAGUCAUCAGAAAAAUUGGACUACAUUUCCUAUCUGUCCACUUUUGAUCAACUUUUUGACAUUCCUAAAGAACGGAAAAAUGCUGAAUAUAAACGGUAUUUGGAAGUACUUCUGGAAUACCUCCAGGAUUACACUGACAGAGUGAAACCACUGCAGGAUCAGAAUGAACUCUUUGGCAAGAUCCAGAAUGAUUUUGAGAAGAAGUGGGAGUCUGGGACUUUUCCAGGAUGGCCAAAAGAAGCUAGCAGUGCCCUCACUCAUUCUGGAGCUCACUUGGACUUGUCUGCCUUCUCUUCUUGGGAGGAAUUGGCCUCUCUUGGAUUGGAUAGAUUAAAGUCUGCUCUUUUGGCAUUGGGACUAAAAUGUGGAGGAACUUUGGAAGAAAGAGCUCAACGACUUUUUAGCACUAAAGGUAAAUCACUAGAGGCCCUGGAAUCAUCACUGUUUGCAAAAAAUCCCAAAGCAAAGGGAACCAGAAGAGACACUGAGAAGAACAAAGACAUAGCAUUUCUAGAAGCACAAGUGUAUGAAUAUGUAGAGAUACUAGGGGAGCAAAGGCACCUAACUCAUGAAAAUGUCCAGCGCAAGCAGGCCCGUACUGGGGAGGAACGGGAGGAAGAGGAGGAAGAACAGAUCAGUGAGAGUGAAAGUGAUGAUGAGGAGAAUGAAAUUAUUUAUAACCCAAAAAAUCUUCCCCUUGGUUGGGAUGGCAAGCCUAUUCCAUACUGGUUGUACAAGUUACAUGGAUUAAACAUCAACUACAACUGUGAGAUUUGUGGAAACUACACCUACCGAGGACCUAAGGCAUUCCAGAGGCAUUUUGCGGAAUGGCGCCACGCUCAUGGAAUGAGAUGUCUUGGAAUUCCCAACACUGCUCACUUUGCAAAUGUUACACAGAUAGAGGAUGCCGUUUCUUUGUGGUUAAAACUCAAACUACAGAAGUCUUCAGAGAGGUGGCAACCAGAUACAGAGGAGGAAUAUGAAGAUUCCAGUGGCAAUGUUGUGAAUAAAAAGACAUAUGAAGAUCUGAAACGCCAAGGACUUCUGUAAUUUUAGAGACAUUGGUUAAAGUUUUGUAUUGAGGCUCCUUCUGCACAGUAUAUUUCAUGGGUUUUUUUUUUGUUUUUUUUUAUCAUCCUGUUUAAUAAUGUUUGCAGAACCAUGUUGACAAACGUAGUUUCUGCUUUAUCUUGUAUGAUUCAAUUGUAGUUUUUUAAUUAAAAAAUUAUCAAAAAUCAA
Messenger RNA from Bombina bombina (fire-bellied toad), 1725 nucleotides. RefSeq names its product splicing factor 3a subunit 3 (gene SF3A3). Lineage: Eukaryota; Metazoa; Chordata; Amphibia; Anura; Bombinatoridae. The record is from RefSeq and is a predicted model, not a curated record. The transcript has 17 exons. Bases 31 to 1536 code for a protein of 501 amino acids. Gene Ontology annotation, cellular component: nucleus; spliceosomal complex. Gene Ontology annotation, biological process: mRNA splicing, via spliceosome. Gene Ontology annotation, molecular function: RNA binding; zinc ion binding.